GAAUUUCUAAUCGAACCUGCCUCACAUUUGGUCACGUGACAAACAAAAUGGCGUCGUCCAUACAAAGAUAAUAGAAACGACUAGUGGUCUGCGGCAUUCUCCUCAUUUACACAAUAAUGGACAAAGAUUUGAAUGCCGGUGCUCUUGGCAUUAGCUGGCAUGACAGCACAUUCAUCCCACUGCUGAACACCUCUAAUGUGAUGGACUACUUCAGCGAGAGGAGCAACCCUUUUUACGACCACACCUGCAACAAUGAAAUCAUCAAAAUGCAGAGAUUAAGCCUUGAUCAAUUAAAUAACAUGGUUGGCGUGGAAUAUAUAUUAUUGCAUACACAAGAACCAAUUUUGUACGUCGUUAGAAAACAGGAAAGAAAUGGUCCAAAUCAUGUGGUGCCAUUGGCGGACUACUACAUCAUCGCUGGAGUGGUGUACCAAGCUCCGGACCUCGCCUCAGUCAUCAACUCCAGACUGUUAAAUACCUUGUCUAACUUGAAAUCAGCAUUUGAUGAAGCCCAGUCCUUCUCAAAGUAUCACCCCAGUAAAGGUUAUUGGUGGGAGUUCAAGGAUCAGGAGAGUUCAGAUAAAAAAGAUUCAAAGGAAAAGAAGAAGAAAGAAGAGCCAAGCUCCAUGUUCCAGCGACAGAGAGUGGACUUGUUACUUGGAGAGUUGUCUAAAAAAUUCCCUCCUAAGUUCAUACCCCCCACGCAGCCCACAGAGGUCAAAGAGGAUACUCCCAAACCAGAGGCAGUGACAGUCAAACAGGAGAUAAAACAAGAAAAAACAGAAGAAAAGCCAUCUAAUGUCAUCAAACCUCCACCAGAGAAAAAACCAAAACUAAUUAGAUAAUGACCAGGUGUUAACAUAUAGGUGUGAACAUACAGGUGUGAACAUACAGGUGUGAACAUACGGAUGUGAACAAACAUACAGGUGUGAACAUACAGGUGUGAACAAACAUACAGGUGUGAACAUACAGGUGUGAACAAACAUACAGGUGUGAACAUACAGGUGUGAACAAACAUACAGGUGUGAACAUGCAGGUGUGAACAAACAUACAGGUGUGAACAUACAUACAGGUAUGAACAUACAGGUGUGAACAUACAGGUGUGAAUAUACAUACAGGUGUGAGCACACAGGCGUUGAUAACUAAAUAUUCUGAACAUGCAGGUGGGGAGAAAUUCCAGUCCUUCGUAUAAACUUUCAUGAUGAUGUCUACAUUGUGUGAAGUUUUUUUCCAAGUAAUAUUGAAAUAAAAGCACUACAUCUUUAUAGAAUAUAGAAACGAAUACCCCAAAAAUGCAGGUAAUUGGUGAGUGUCUUCAUGCAUACCUGGAAAAGUGUGUAAUUUGAUACAAAUGUGUUUGUACAUGCAGCAGGGCCACUGAGACAGACUGGCCUUGUGAGGCAGGUGUUGUAUACUUCAUGUUAUCAGGAUCUAGUCUGUCAGACAGAAACUGAAAUCAACGACAUUGUAACGGACAUCCUGAAACUGACACCUGCCAUGUUAUGACUGAAAUAAAUCACUGUUUUGUCUGGUGUUGGAGAGGCUGGAAAUAUCUGGAGAUAAGAUCUGUGUAUUUAAGACAAUGAAAAUUUCUCAAAAUUAUGGUGUUCAGCUUUUGCCAUGACACUUUUAAUUUUUUUUAAUUUAUUUGCUUUCAUAAUAUUGAAAGCACUAUUAAUAUCAAUUCAUGUUGUGUGUAGAGACAAUAUAAUACACAUUUCAUACUUAAGUGUGAAGAUAUCUAAUCAUCUCAAAUAUAUUUGGAAAGUGGACACAGUGUACUUUAUGAAGCUGACAGGAUUUCUGGGUGUGGUACCAUUCAAGUUUAGUCAUUUUCUUGGCAGCUGUCCAGAACUUUCAAAUAAAAAAUGUCAUCAAUCAUGAGUAUUAUGAUAUUGAAAUAAAUGAUACAUUCUUGU
Molecule: messenger RNA, 1919 nt
Organism: Pecten maximus
Lineage: Eukaryota; Metazoa; Mollusca; Bivalvia; Pectinida; Pectinidae
Product: mediator of RNA polymerase II transcription subunit 6-like
Exons: 8
Coding region: 117-845 (242 amino acids)
Biological process (GO): regulation of transcription by RNA polymerase II
Cellular component (GO): mediator complex; core mediator complex
Molecular function (GO): transcription coactivator activity
Source: RefSeq, a predicted model, not a curated record